AUGCGGUUUCAAUCUUUUGUCUCCGUGGCUCUGUCCGGGAUCCCACUCGUUGCCCAGGCUCUCUCAAAGCGUGACAGUUCGUUCGAGCUUGUCGAUGGCCCUUUCUUCACUUUCCACUAUAAAACUGAUCAGCCAUCGGAGAAAAACUGGAUCGGCAUUUAUAGCAUCUAUGGUGAGGGCCCUGGCAAAGAGGACUCACUAUAUUGGGACUGGACGAGUGAGUCAGAAGGGACUAAACGUGUCGACGAUGCCCACCUCAACUGGGGCGCCUAUAAAGCCUACUUUCUCGCCAACAAUGGCUAUGAGCUGCUUGCCGAUCCUAUUGACAUCUUCCUCUCCGGAGAUGGGCCCAUUUCCUUCAAUCUUAAAAAAUUCACCACAAAGAAUGCUCGUGAGGGCAAGAAGUUCGAAGCCCGCGUGAACGGCCUUUUACACCACGCCCCGGACCCCAAUACCAAGUACAGCAAGGACAGCUCUGAUGUCGACUGGGUCCGUGUAUCCGAGGAUGGUAUCAUCUCUGGAAUCCCCAGCGGGAUUGGCAGUUCUCAUCUCACUGUAAGGGCUACUGCUUCUGACAAAUCUACUGCCACCAUCGACAUUAUUGUUCCAGUAGUUGCGUCUAGCAAGCCCCUCGUCACUGAGCUCAAGGUCCUGUCCAUGAAUCUUUGGCACGGAGGCACUCAGGUCGACGACUACAACCGUAAGCAGAUCGCAGCCAUUGCCAACUCUGGUGCCGAUAUUGUCGGUCUCCAGGAAACCACCUACGGCCAUGCAACUCAGAUUGCAGAUGCUCUCGGUUGGCAGUCGUGGCAGGGCCAGGAUGUCAGCAUUAUCAGCCGUUAUCCUAUUUCUCACAAGUACGGCGCACUCACUGACACCAGCGGUGCUGUCCGCGUUGCUCUUGACGGUGACGAUAGCCAGGUUGUCAUCCACAACUGCCACCCUAUCGCUUAUCCAUACGGACCUUAUGACCCUUGCUUCGACGGCAAGGAUGCCGAUGCGAUACUGGCCACCGAGAAGAAGUCCGGCCGAGCGGACCAAAUUCAAAACAUUAUCAAUGCUAUGAAGGAUGACAUCGACAAUGCUGACCAAAUCCCCGUGCUUCUCACCGGCGACUUCAACGCCCCCUCUCACCUCGACUGGACUGAAGAGACGAAGCAGUCUCACUGCGGUAUUGGGCAGUUCGACUGGCCUACCUCUAAGGUGCCUAUCGAUGCUGGCUUGACCGAUGCCUACCGCGAGGUUCACCCAGACCCUGCCGCCGACCCUGCCAACACUUGGUCCCCUAUCUAUCUUGUCAAUGAUGAUUACGAUGGCCGUGAUGAGCCCAUGGACCGAAUUGAUUUUGUCUACUAUAAAGGAAGCCUGUCUCCCGAGAAGUCCGAGACUUACAUGAUUGGUGAGCCGAAGGCCCAGCCGGACCAUUCUGGAAAUGAAUGGCCCACCGAUCACAAGGGUGUCCUUGUCACGUUCAAGAUCGGGGUCUAA
Molecule: messenger RNA, 1488 nt
Organism: Penicillium paradoxum
Lineage: Eukaryota; Fungi; Ascomycota; Eurotiomycetes; Eurotiales; Aspergillaceae
Product: Endonuclease/exonuclease/phosphatase
Exons: 1
Coding region: 1-1488 (495 amino acids)
Molecular function (GO): catalytic activity
Source: RefSeq, a predicted model, not a curated record